Messenger RNA from Thermothielavioides terrestris NRRL 8126, 1593 nucleotides. RefSeq lists its product as uncharacterized. Bases 215 to 1366 code for a protein of 383 amino acids. Gene Ontology annotation, molecular function: mRNA binding. The record is from RefSeq and is a predicted model, not a curated record. The transcript has a single exon. NCBI's taxonomy places the organism in Eukaryota, Fungi, Ascomycota, Sordariomycetes, Sordariales, Chaetomiaceae.
GCGCUUGGCCGUUGACAGCUGGACGCCCAGAAGACACCACUUGCAACCCCAGAACAGCGCACUUCGCAGCUUUCCCGUGAGCCAGGCAACGCGGUCAACAGGUUGCAGGCGCAUAGCCGUCGUCGGGCUGGGCUCACAGGUACGUGACAACUACAGCGCAAAUUCUGCGAUUACAAGCCUUCCCUCUUCCACUGCCGGGCGCAAGAAAUUCAUCAUGUCGUACCCGGGUCCUCCAGGUGUCUCGAAGCCAUCGCAUCCAUCGCUUCCGCCUCGCCCGCCCGUCACCAAACCCCCCAGCUUUAAGCCUGCCUUCCCGCCAACCACUGUUGCUGCCCCUGGUGUCUCAGCGCCAGUCUACACCGCGCCAGCACCGUCGUAUCCCGGCUACGGACCGUCCGCCACUCCCGCCAUAGGCUAUUUCGCCCCUCCAGCCGCGUCGCCAUACGCGGCUAACCCUGCCGUUACCCCCAUAGGUGCUGGCCGUGGAGGCUAUGGCCAACGCCAACCAGGCGCAUACAACUACCCGUCACACAGCUACGCGCAGCAGCAGCCGGCCUACUAUGGCGCCGCGGCGGCUGGCGGCUACCCGACUCCGCCUCAGAUCCGAAACCCCUUCUCCGCACCCGACAGCGCUGCUGCCGACUACGACCCUGAGAUGGCCGCGCAGAUAGCGCAGUGGCAGAGCGCCUACAUACCGAGAGACCCCGACGACCCGGCCAACAAGGCACCUGCCGCCGGCGGCCGUAACGGUACUGGCGCGCCCGCGGCCGGCGAAGCGCCAGCCGGUGCGGGAGAGGCGGCGGCAGCCGCCGCCGGCGGUGGCGCCAACGCGAGUGGCGAUGGCACCGAGAAGAAGAAAACCGUCUACCGCGAGGGCGGCGGCAAGAAGUGGCAGGACGACACGCUGCUCGAGUGGGACCCGGCGCACCUGCGCCUGUUCGUGGGCAACCUCGCCGGCGAGACGACGGACGACUCGCUGCUCAAGGCGUUCUCGCGCUGGAAGAGCGUGCAGAAGGCCAAGGUCAUCCGCGACAAGCGCACCAACAAGAGCAAGGGCUUCGGCUUCGUCAGCUUCAGCGACCCAGAGGACUUCUUCCAGGCGGCCAAGGAGAUGAACGGCAAGUACAUCCAGAGCCACCCGGUCGUGGUGCACAAGGCCAAGACGGAGAUCAAGCCGCAGGUGGUCAAGGAGGAACGCAAGGGCAAGAAUAAGAAUAAAGGCGGCGGGAACAAGAGCGGCAGCGGCAUGGGUGCCACGGGCGCCGGCAGCGCGCAAGCGUACGAGCCGCAUCUCGGCCCAAUGGUGGGCGGUGGUAUUACGAAGCCGGGACAGAAGACGAAGGGCGGGCUGAAGCUUCUCGGGUAAGCGGGUUCCUGUGGCCGCGUGGCGCGAAUGGAUUUUAUACUCCAGCGGUGGUUUAGAGGAUAGAUAUCCAGCAUGCUUUCGAGGGUUUGCAUCGGAGGCAAGUGGGUUGCAUGCCGCAAGUUGCAGAUGGGUUCCGGGGGAAGGGAGGAAUGAAUGGAGAGCCUUAUAACCGUACCUAAUUAUGAAGCACUUUUUACACAAAACACUGUAUGGGAUACUCUAUGCGU